Molecule: messenger RNA, 267 nt
Organism: Eurypyga helias (sunbittern)
Lineage: Eukaryota; Metazoa; Chordata; Aves; Eurypygiformes; Eurypygidae
Gene: SPTSSB
Product: serine palmitoyltransferase, small subunit B
Exons: 1
Coding region: 25-267 (80 amino acids)
Biological process (GO): endoplasmic reticulum organization; ceramide biosynthetic process
Cellular component (GO): serine palmitoyltransferase complex
Molecular function (GO): serine C-palmitoyltransferase activity
Source: RefSeq, a predicted model, not a curated record
UCUCAAAGUCACUGAAAGCUGAAGAUGGAUAUCAAGCGUGUGAAGGACUAUCUCUACUGGCUGUACUACCAGUACCUACUGAUCACCUGCAGCUAUGUGCUGGAGCCCUGGGAGCGGUCCAUGUUCCACACCGUCACCGUGACUGUCUUCGCUAUGGUGCUGUACACGGCUUACGUCUUCGUCCCCAUCCACGUCCGCCUGGCUUUGGAGUUCUUCUCCCAGAUAUUUGGAGGCCAGCCGGAAAGCCCGGUUUCUGUCAUGAACUGA